This is a messenger RNA of Solea solea (common sole), 2816 nucleotides long. RefSeq names its product regulator of G-protein signaling 6-like. The transcript is spliced from 17 exons. Lineage: Eukaryota; Metazoa; Chordata; Actinopteri; Pleuronectiformes; Soleidae. Gene Ontology annotation, biological process: regulation of G protein-coupled receptor signaling pathway; G protein-coupled receptor signaling pathway; intracellular signal transduction. Bases 436 to 1914 code for a protein of 492 amino acids. The record is from RefSeq and is a predicted model, not a curated record.
CACUCUCUCCCCACUCUUUUGCUCUCACUCAGACUGAAGCACAUGCAGACAGAGGGAGAGGUGGGAUGAACGAGGUGCGCACAUGUGAGGAUCUCCUGAACUGCUGUUGCAAGGCAGGACUGCUGAAGAGAAGAGAAGAAGAGGAGGAGAGGAGGAGGAGGAGGAGGAACAGAGGAAUACUGCAGUGACCUGACAGACUCUUUCUCUUUCUCUCUCUGUGCUCCACUGCUUUUCAUCCCCCUGUCUUCUUCUUCUUCUUCUUCUUCUUCAUCAUCCCCUCCUCUACCUCUCCCCCCCCACCCCCUUUUUUGCCAAUUACACCAUGAACCUGCCUGCUGCUUGUUGCUAAGGGGGAGCCAGCUGGGGGAGCAGAGUGGACCGGCCGUUAUUUUUUAUUUUAUUUUUUGUGUGUGUGUUUCUAAGGACUGACCGACAAUGGCAGAGGGCUCCAGAGACCAGGGAGGCGUGGGCACCACUGAUCCUGAGGAGGACUCCCCCAAUAUGAUCGUCUACAGAAAGAUUGAAGACAUUGUUACACGAAUACAAGAUGAGAAAGCGGGAGGCGUGGCCAUCCGGACCGUCAAAAGCUUCCUCUCCAAGAUCCCCAGUGUGGUAUCAGGGGCAGAUAUUGUUCAGUGGCUGAUGAAAAACCUCUCCGUUGAGGACCCAGCUGAAGCCAUCCACCUUGGGAGUCUGGUCGCUGCACACGGCUACAUAUUCCCCAUCUCUGACCACGUCCUGACUCUGAAAGACGACGGCACCCUUUAUCGCUUUCAGUCUCCAUACUUCUGGCCUUCAAACUGUUGGGAGCCUGAGAAUACAGACUAUGCCAUUUACCUGUGCAAGCGCACCAUGCAGAAUAAAGCUCGCCUUGAACUGGCUGAUUAUGAGGCCGAGAACCUCGCCCGGCUGCAGAGAGCCUUCGCCCGGAAGUGGGAAUUCAUCUUUAUGCAAGCUGAGGCUCAAGUGAAAAUAGACAGAAAGAAGGACAAGGCGGAGAGGAAGAUCCUGGACAGCCAGGAGAGGGCCUUCUGGGAUGUCCAUCGGCCAGUGCCGGGCUGUGUCAACACCACGGAGAUGGACAUACGCAAGUGCAGAAGAGAGAGGAACCCACACAGGGUGAAAAAGUCGGUGUACGGAGUACCGGAUGACGGCCAGAGUCAGCCGAGCCCCAUCCACAGCAGCUCUCAGCCCAGGAAGCCGACCAAAGAGGACGUACAGAAGGAGAUUACCUUCUUGAACAUCCAGCUGGACAGACACUGUAUGAAGGUCUCCAAAGUAGCCGACAGUCUCAUGAGCUACACAGAGCAGUUUAUGGAGUACGACCCUUUUGUGUCGGCCACAGAGCCAUCCAACCCCUGGAUAGGUGACGACACGUCCUUCUGGGACUUAGAGGCAAGUCGUGAGCCCAGUCAGCAGCGUGUGAAGAGAUGGGGCUUCUCUCUGGACGAGGCAUUGAAGGACCCUGUGGGACGUGACCAGUUCCUGAAGUUCCUGGAGUCAGAGUUCAGCUCAGAGAACCUGAGGUUCUGGUUGGCAGUGCAGGAUCUGAAGCGACGGCCACUCCAGGACGUGUCCGCCAGGGCGCAGGAGAUCUGGCAGGAGUUUCUGGCCGAGGGAGCACCAAGCUCCAUCAACCUGGACUCUCACAGCUACGAGCGCACCAGCCAGAACCUUAAAGACCCGGGAAGAUACAGCUACGAGGACGCGCAGGAGCACAUAUUCCAACUAAUGAAAAGUGACAGCUAUGCACGCUUUUUGCGAUCCAACAUCUACCAGGACCUCCUGUUUGCCAGAAAGAAGCAGCCAGCAGACACUGAGCAGGGCCGACGCACCUCCUUGGAGAAGUUCACCCGCAGUGUGGGCAAGUCUUUGACGGGAAAGCGCCUGACGGGCCUGAUGCAGUCGUCCUGACACAGCCUGUGCCGGAGAAGCUCAGCCAGACCCUGUCGGAAGGGUGACCGCCACAGAGCGGCGGAGGCAGAGCCACAGACAGUGAAGCUGGGCUGGACACAGCCGCUGCGGUGGCGGCUCUCAGACACUGUGCUCCGAGGACUGCUGCCACACGGGCACCGCAGCUUUGGGCCUCGCUGGCGUCAACGACCCGAACAGAUCCACUGAGGAAAGGACAAUGCUCUCAAGCGGGGACCUCGACAAAUGCAACACAUGGCAUGCAGAAUAACAGUAUAAGCACAUCCAGAGUAGGGCUGCCCUCAUUUCACCACUUAGUCGCCGGGCUUUUUGUCAACUAAACUGGUUUUAAGUUAAAUUAUUGACAUUUAAAGCAACAUUAUUCUCUCAUUUCGAAAAAAACAACCAAAAACUGUUUUAAUUGAUCAACAGUUGGGGCCCAGAGUCCUAACUCAGAUAUUCCUGCAACAUCAACAGACAUGAAUCUAUUUUAAAUAUUUCUCUGUACUCACAAGACAGUUAGCAAUAAAUAAAGCAUGAGACCACUUUUUCUUUUUUUUUUAAAGAAAUAUAAAUAUAUAUAUCCAACCUCUUUUUAAUAACGUUGAAAUUUAUAUCAGUUUCUUAUAAAGCUCACGAUAUUAUGUGACCAUGCCUGUGUUUUUUUUUUUUUCAUUUGAAUUUUACGUCCCAUAUUUACAUCUACAAAAGUGACUUUGUUUGAAGUGAUAAUGUUCCAUGCUUCAUUACAUUCCAAAAAUCUGGCGUAAAAAAAGGGCUUAAUGUAGCAUCCGCGCAGCACGGUCGCAUGUUUCUUCACAAAUAGACAAAUAGUUAUGAACACACACUCCUUUAACAACUUCCAGACAUCACACACAGUCAAAUGUCCCCCUCUCUCUGUGUGU